AUGCGGCCUCGUCACUUCUCCGAGCAGCUGCUUGUCAACUCUCAGAGUUACAAGAGUAUCACCGCCUCCAACAUAAUGUCUUCAACAGGAACGGGCUGGGCUCAGCUCAGGCAGCAAGCCAGAUCGCUGGAAACUCAGACAGAAACGCUGUUCCACAGCUAUUCUCAGUUCGCCGCGGUCCCUAACAUACCUGCGAAGCCAUCAGAAGAUGAGCGCCAGACAGAAGCCAAAUUACAAGACUUGUUAGAAAAGCGAGAAUCACUCAAUGGUCAACUCUCCCGGCUCCUCGACUCAGAAGCAACCCUCACGGCCUCAGCCCUCAAACAAAACAACCUAUCCCGCCACCGAGAAAUACUACAAGAACAUCGGCGCGAGCUAUCAAGACUGAAAGCGCAGAUCCAAGAUGCCCGUAACCGCGUGAACCUGCUCUCGAACGUCCGGAGCGACAUCGAUGCCUACCACUCUAGCAACCCCGAAGCGGCCGAGGCAGACUACAUGCUUGACGAGCGGGGUCGCAUAGACAACAGUCACAAUAUGGCAGAUAGCGUUUUGAGUCAAGCGUAUGCCGUGAACGAGCAGUUUGGCAUGCAAAGGGAGACACUGGCAAGCAUCAAUCGCAGGAUUACAGGAGCGGCGGCUCAGGUUCCUGGACUGAACAGCUUGAUCGGAAGGAUAUCAGCCAAGAAGAGGAGAGAUGGAAUCAUCAUGGGGAGCUUUAUUGCUUUCUGUUUCUUGGCCUUUGUAUAUUUCAUGUGA
Messenger RNA from Drepanopeziza brunnea f. sp. 'multigermtubi' MB_m1, 756 nucleotides. RefSeq lists its product as uncharacterized. NCBI's taxonomy places the organism in Eukaryota, Fungi, Ascomycota, Leotiomycetes, Helotiales, Drepanopezizaceae. Gene Ontology annotation, molecular function: SNAP receptor activity. Gene Ontology annotation, biological process: vesicle fusion; endoplasmic reticulum to Golgi vesicle-mediated transport. The record is from RefSeq and is a predicted model, not a curated record. Gene Ontology annotation, cellular component: Golgi medial cisterna; cis-Golgi network; Golgi membrane.